Molecule: messenger RNA, 1138 nt
Organism: Cyprinodon variegatus (sheepshead minnow)
Lineage: Eukaryota; Metazoa; Chordata; Actinopteri; Cyprinodontiformes; Cyprinodontidae
Product: GPI-linked NAD(P)(+)--arginine ADP-ribosyltransferase 1-like
Exons: 3
Coding region: 108-932 (274 amino acids)
Molecular function (GO): NAD+-protein-arginine ADP-ribosyltransferase activity; NAD+ poly-ADP-ribosyltransferase activity
Source: RefSeq, a predicted model, not a curated record
CUUUUUCAACAUUUUUGUCACUUUUCCUCUUUUGAGCCAACUCUGAUUAAUAUUCAAUAAUAGUUUUCUCUUGGUCAGCUCUUCAGACACCUUCAGAACUGGCUAAAAUGGCAUCUCCAGCAGCUUGGGGGAUACUCUUCCUCUUAUUUGCAUCGUGUACCGGGAUUAAAAUCCAGUUUGACAAGGUUUGGCAGAAAUUGAAAACAGGGCUGAGUUUUCCAGUCGCACUGAAUAUGGCUCCAAAAUCCGUUGAUGACAUGUACAAUGGCUGUGAAAGUGAAAUGGAGAGGCUUAUAAAUGAAAAGUAUUUACCAAGAGAGCAAAAAAAUAAGAACUUCUUGGAUGCCUGGGCUGCAGCAGGAAGAUAUUACAACAGUAAAUCGUGGCCUACCUCAUUGCUAAAAAAACCCCAAAUCAUGGCUGUUUAUGCUUACACCCUUAAUGAUCCACCAUUAUAUAAAGAAUUCAACAAAGCAGUCCGAGCACAAAGGGCUAAGUACAAAACUGAUUUUCAAUAUCACACACUUCACUUCUAUCUUACCAUGGCCCUGCGCUCCCUCAAAAACAGUGCAAGAGAAUGUGUCACUAGUUACCGGCGAACAGGCUCCAAAUUCAAAAAAAAUGUUCUUAAUAAAGAAAUUCGCUUUGGUGCUUUUACCUCUAGUUCAGCGGGUGGCUAUAGCGACAAAACGUUUGGUACUGAAUCAUGCUUUGAGAUAUACACCUGCUUUGGAGCAGACAUCUCUGGUUACUCCGAAUUUGAAGAGGAAAAAGAGGUCCUGAUCCCUCCCUAUGAGGUUUUCAAAGUAAAGGAGAUAAAGCAAGGAUCCACCAAGACACUUCCAUGUAAGGUUGUCUAUAGGCUGCAGAGCACAAAAAAAACCCUUUCUAAAUUAAACUGUGCACUCUCCUCACAUCUGCAUGGUUAUUAAACAAAUAUCCAAGAUAGAACAGUAGUGCUAUGCACAGUUGGACAUACUGUGAGAUUUAUUACAUACAGUCUACCCAAAUUUAUUAUGUACAUAGGCUUAAGCUAUGUCAAUUAUAAUGCGUAUGGAAUUCCAUAAAUGCAGAGACUAAUAAAAAAUAAUUAUAUAAAUGUGUCAAUGUUCUCAAUUCAUUUUAAAUAUGUUAUUUU